This is a messenger RNA of Schizosaccharomyces japonicus yFS275, 1373 nucleotides long. RefSeq names its product tRNA 2'-phosphotransferase Tpt1. Bases 109 to 1230 code for a protein of 373 amino acids. The record is from RefSeq and is a predicted model, not a curated record. The transcript has a single exon. Lineage: Eukaryota; Fungi; Ascomycota; Schizosaccharomycetes; Schizosaccharomycetales; Schizosaccharomycetaceae. Gene Ontology annotation, molecular function: transferase activity; tRNA 2'-phosphotransferase activity.
CUGGAGAUCACCUUCUGCUGCAUUCCCACUACGACCUUAACCCACGCCCCCACAUCCGCCACACCUCUUCCUCUCUUUAGCCCACUCCUGCGGCUACUGCCUUGGUCCAUGUCGUCGAAAAACACACAAACGCGCUACUCUCGGGCACUCUCCAAGGUUCUGCGGCACACGGCCCGUUCCUGUGGUCUUAAGCUGACCGAGGAGGGCUACGCCAGAGUGGAUGACCUCUUGAAGCUGCCCCAGUUCAAAGGCCUCACAGUCGACGUGCUGCAGCAGAUUGUCGCUGACAACGACAAGCAGAGAUUCGCAUUGAGCACCAUCAACGACGAACUGCAUAUUCGCGCAAACCAGGGUCACUCGCUUACUACUGUCCACGUGGACAUGCCCCGCAUCACCGACCCCGCCGAGAUUCCCCGCGUCGUCCAUGGCACGUUCGCUAAAUUCUGGCCCGCCAUUUACGCGAACGGGCUUAGCCGAAUGAAGCGACAACACAUCCAUUGUGCCAAAGGCCUCUUCGGUGAACCCGGAGUUGUUUCGGGCAUCCGCAAGUCAUGUGACGUGUUUAUCUUCAUCGAUGCUGCACGUGCAAUGGCCGAUGGAGUCGUUUUCUACCGCUCUGAGAACGGCGUCAUUCUCACCGAAGGCAUCGACGGCGUUUUGCCAAGAAAGUUCUUUCUGCGAGUCGAAAACAAGAACGGUGACGUUUUGUACGAUGCGUCCCGUCCGACGUGCUCUUCGUGUGUCUGCGACGCGUCCUCGGACGCGUCGCGUAAAGUCGUAAAUGCAAAACGCGACGCGAUCGACGACGCGUCGGGUCCUUCCGACGUGUGGUCGGAUGACGAGCGUGCUGUUUCGACACAGGAAUUUCAGCGGCUGCGCGAGCAACGAUCAAACAUCGGCUACGGUGAAGGCGUGGUCCGCGGGAAAAUCGAAAUUGCACAAAAGGCCUUUGACGAAGGCUACGUCUUAGGCUCGCACGCCGGCUGGAAACGUGGUGUUGAACUGGGGAAGCUGGAGGCGCUGCAAUACCUUCGUCACUACCCCCACCAAGCCGGUGAUGCGCAUCCGCAAGCCCCACGGGAUGCUUCACCAACUCAAAAUUGCCGCUCCAAUGAGCUCGAUUCCGCCCCGCUUGACCAGCAGCUCGCUCAGCUCCGGAUUUCCUCCGAGUUUCCCCGAUAUGUCGAUGCAGAACGCGAAAAAUUAGCUGCCAUCGUCAGGAGAGACUGAGUAGUCGAGUAGUGUUACAUGUACUUUUAAGUUAUUUCCCUGCAUCCUUGACGUAAUCCCCACCAUCUGCCGCCAGCCGAAGCUGUCGUCUUCGUGUCAGCUGUGUCGCUCACCUGCUUCCCUGUCCACCACCCCGCACACGA